GUUUUCUAUUUGAUAUAGCAGGAUAAUAGGCUCAGUGUGUCUGACUCUCCCCAACUUGAAAAUAUCAGACAAACGCCUUAGAGAAGAAUCUGAAGACAGAGCCCUUCAAACGUUUCUAAUAUGUACAGUAAAAAUAUGGAUUCAUUAACUAGUUUUCCUCAACUCAACAACGUGAGAACACGCCUUAGGAAAGACUCUGAAAACACGGUCGUUCAAAUGGAAGAACUUCAGCUGUUUGAAUGUCUCGCAAACAGUAUCGAAUUCACCUUAUCCAGACUACCAGAUCGUAACAAUGGCACGGACAAAGCUGAAGUAUCAAACACUAUCAGAUAUUACAAAACAUCAGAAAAUAUAAAGACAAGAGUGGUAGACCUCCUUAAGAAACACCCGAAACAGUUACAGCCUGUAUUUAAUAUACUUGUAGAUAAUGUGCAUAUGCAAGACGAACCGAAAGACCACGGAGAGCGGAUGUAUGACAUGGUCAUCAAAGACUGUAGAAUGGGGUACAACUAUCAGAUUUACGUUAAAUUAUUUCUCUAUGCAGCUGCUACUUGCAUAAACACCCCGUUUUACAUAUUAGAAAUAAAUGAAAUCGGAGAUUUACAAUGGGCAUACUAUCAACCGUUAUUCAGGUAUGAAGAACAACCAAGGUGUGUCAUAAAGUAUUUAACGAUGUACAUGUCACCAAUGAAGACUUUCUUCAGAAUUGAGCAUCAUGAUAUUUCGGCUCCAGCACCAAUAGCAACUGGUCUUCUUGGAAUGUACUUGAAGAUGUUAAAAGGCAGAACAAUACGUGCUAUAGAUGUACCAAAUGUUUUACUGGACUUGCCUGCUGAAUCAAAAUUCCAGCUAUGUGGUAGCUGCAAUACAGAUAUUGUUCGGCAAUGCUGCGAAUUGUUUAGGGUACUUGGACUAAUACAGAUGGAAGACUUUCGUAGCAUGACUGUACACAGGGCUUCUAAGGACACAUUUCAACGUCUUGGUGCGAACUCACCAGAUGCAUUUCAAAUUGUGUGUCAGGUUGUGAUCAGUCGUCGGGAGAAGACUAUUCUUGCACCAUUCGUAGGGAGAUGGGAAUCAUUCGUGUCCUCGUGUAAUUAUUUGAGGCAGUUUCAAGCUCUUGUUGCCCUUGAUAGUGCCGUUUAUGAUAGAAACGUCGCAGUUAUAGCUUUUGGAAAUUCCUGUCUGAUAGGAGGUAGAGAAUUCGACGAGAGAAGGAAAAAGGUAACUACUGCAGUGAUCUCAAGUUCUUCGUUUGGAAUUGUAUCGGGUGGACUCAUCAUUGCUGGGAUUGUCCUAGCACCAGUUAGUUUUGGAACUUCGUUAGGUCUUAGUAUUGCAGGAGGGGCUAUAGGUAUUGGUGCAGGUGCUACAGCAGGUACAGCUAGGACAGUUGAAGCUGUCAAACGAAACAAAACAAUGAAAUUGAUAAAGACACAACAAGCCCAGAUGCAUAAGAAGGAAAAGGAUGUGGCAGACUCAAUGCGGGACGUAGAAAAUCUAUUCCAGGUAUUUGUUAGAAAUGAACAAGAUGCAGAAAAUGAAGAACUGGAAAGGAGCUGGCGUGGAUUUCUUGCUGUUGGUUCAGCACUGAGAGCUACCCACGGAGGAUUUGGUAUAGGCCUUGCAGCAGCUCAAAUGACUGCUUCAGCAGCUACACUUUCUGCCGCUGUUUUAGGACCUUUGUCUCUGGUAUUAGAUAUCGCUUUCCUUACAGAAGCCGCAUAUAAUAAGGCAAAAGGCGAUAAAACAAACACAGGAGAAAUUUUACAGAGCAUAGCAGAAACGAUGGGAACCAAAUCUAAAAUAUUCAACAGUAUCCUGCGUGGAAACUUUGAUGUGGGUAGUAAAAUGUUUAAAGAUAAUUAAGUUAUACGUAAGCGCCAAUAUUCUAAAAUUAUUGCUUUGUAUGGGUUACGAUUAUAGCACACCUUCUUAGUCUAAAUGACUAGGGUCAGCUGUUGGAACAAGUAGUGUCUGUCUGUCUGUCGAUAAGUCACUAUUUCUAAGAAAGCGACCACAUUUAGCUGUAAGCAUGUUCUAGUUAUUUGGAUUGAAAUGAUAAUUCUGACGACUUGAGAUUUUGUAGACAGGAUCUUCAGGGGUCUACAGGCAUUUUGAUCAAAUAUUUCGUUUUUUUAGAACUAAAUUAAACCAAAUUUGGCAGUAAGCAUUGUGUAGUACUAGGAAUUCAAAACUGUUGUACAAGUGAUGCCACUAGUCCCUUUGGGUCCGAAAUGUAAAGUCUCCGCAUAAAUUUCGUUGCUCUUAUGGUCUGAAUUGACAAUUAUACAUAUGCCAUCCCUGGCCCUUCUUGAAGCCAGAAGUCGUAGUCCCUAAGGUGUAAUAGGGAAAAUUUUCCUCUAAGCCAAUUCUUCUCCAACACCUCUUGAUAGUAUUCAACAAAUAUUUGGAUAUAUCUCUAUAAGAUAUAAAUAUUUCAUUGUAUAUAUAUUUAAUGUAAAUAUCUGUCGUUAAG
Molecule: messenger RNA, 2479 nt
Organism: Mercenaria mercenaria
Lineage: Eukaryota; Metazoa; Mollusca; Bivalvia; Venerida; Veneridae
Exons: 5
Coding region: 121-1869 (582 amino acids)
Biological process (GO): lipid transport; lipoprotein metabolic process
Cellular component (GO): extracellular region; membrane
Molecular function (GO): lipid binding
Source: RefSeq, a predicted model, not a curated record